Molecule: messenger RNA, 966 nt
Organism: Salarias fasciatus (jewelled blenny)
Lineage: Eukaryota; Metazoa; Chordata; Actinopteri; Blenniiformes; Blenniidae
Gene: mplkip
Product: M-phase specific PLK1 interacting protein
Exons: 2
Coding region: 76-666 (196 amino acids)
Source: RefSeq, a predicted model, not a curated record
CCAUUUCCGGUCCGCUAGCGGCGGUAAGUCGCUCCGAGUUUUGUUUACUCGGCUUCAGCCUUCCGCUCUCCAGGCAUGUUCCGAGCUCCAGAGAGACCUCAGCGGAGUCCCGGGGAGAUGCAGCCGGCCGGAAGGCACCCUUCCCCGGCCGCGGGUUGGAGUUUCCCCGGCGCUCGCCCUCCGUACCACGGACACCACGAGCGGUCCCCGCGGGGAUUCUCUCCGUACUCCACCGGCUCUCCUUCUUUCUCCCUGGGCUCCGGUCGAGGAUACAGGAAUGGGUCUCCGGGUGGGUACCGGGGCUUCAGAGACUCGCCCACCGGGUUUCGUGGUAGUCCCCGGAGCUUCGGAGACUCCCCGGGCGGGGGCAGAGGCGGACGCUGGAGCUCCGGAGACUCCUCGGGGGGCUUCUCGGGCGGCCCCCGGGGUUACGGAGAUUCUUCCACCGGCUUCGGGAGCGGCUCGCGGGGAUUCGGAGGUCAGAGGCGCCGUAGAGGGGACGGACACCGGUGGACACAUUCUUUUAGCCCCUCAACUCCCAACUACAAGGCGGGAUCUGCAGACACGCCGGUGGAGAGGUACUUCAGCCCGUCCAUGGUGCAGGAUCCCUGGAGGAACCUCCAGCCAGUCACAGCCACAGAGGCCGCCGCCAGGAGGAACAAAUGACUUGAAAUGAGCAACAACCGAUCCUUCAAGUAGAAGACAAGAGGCACAAGGGGAGCAGCUGGAGACUGGACUCUGACACAAGCAGGAAACACAUCCCGGGCUUUGGCUCUGGGUCACCAGCAGCGUGUUUGUCUGCGGCCUCAGGGAUCAUUCAUCUGAUCGGACUGCUACACUGACGUGUGAAGCUUUUAACUCAAAGUUUUAUUACGUUUUAAGUUCUUUGAAUAUUUUAUUAUGGUAUUGUUUGUUUUAAAAAAAAGUUUGUUUUUUAUUUUUUUUUAAAAUAAAAAGCAAAAAUCU